AUGGCCUCCUCCUCCUCCUCCUCCUCGUCCGGAACGACCAAUCUCCGCGAGCUCAUCAAGUCCACGACUCCCAUCCUGGAACCCGAGCAAUUCGUCUUUGCACACCUCCUCGCAGACUCGUCGAAGCUGCCGGAUACGUUCAGUCGGAUGUCAGAGCUGAAUGUCAAAAUGCUGUUCCGCGAAAGGGAGGCAUGGACGAUCAUCCUGCCCCAAGCCGUGGCGGAUCGGGAAGGCCUGGGUUACGAGUUUCCGUGCCGACAGAUCACUCUGAAUAUUCAUUCCAGCCUGGACGCGGUCGGCUUCAUCGCGGCGAUUGCGGCGCGGUUGACACGGUUGAGUGUGGGCGUGAAUUGCGUUGCUGCGUACUACCAUGACCAUUUAUUCAUCCCGACGGGAAGGGAGGACAGUGUGGUUGCAGAGUUGGAAGCCAUGGCAAGCGAGCAAAAGUAG
Molecule: messenger RNA, 450 nt
Organism: Lecanosticta acicola
Lineage: Eukaryota; Fungi; Ascomycota; Dothideomycetes; Mycosphaerellales; Mycosphaerellaceae
Source: the annotation of a GenBank genome assembly